Molecule: messenger RNA, 567 nt
Organism: Letharia lupina
Lineage: Eukaryota; Fungi; Ascomycota; Lecanoromycetes; Lecanorales; Parmeliaceae
Exons: 2
Coding region: 1-567 (188 amino acids)
Source: RefSeq, a predicted model, not a curated record
AUGGAGUCCUGGUUAAACACAUGGAACAGCACAACGACCACCUGCGAGCCCGGCGAGCGAUGGGCAAACUGUUUUAUGCGCCAGGCUGGUGUUACCACCAACACCACAACGUCGAUACGUUGCGACCUGAUAGGACCUAAUACUUGCCCUGAGCCAAGUAUAGAUGUGUUCGAGAGCGCAUCUGCCGAGGCGAGCUACGGGGUGGCUAGUAUCUGGGCACUGCAACAAUACAUGACAACCCUCUACCAGUUCCUCGAAGGAGAUCAAGGCCUGUCACUGAUAAAUACCGGGUUCCUAAACCAGACAGCUCCCAGAAGCGCCAAGACCAUUCUCGUGAACAUUCUCGACGAGAUUGGAGAUCCGGUAGCCACUCAACUAACAACGAUCAUCGGAUCGCCUGUUCCCAUAAAGCAGGGGAGUUUCAUUAUCCCGACCCAAGCUCAGGCGCAGCAGAUUGUCGGGCAAACCGUUGGUAAUCUGUUGCAAUGGCUGAUGACGGAUUGGUUGGAGGGUGGAUUUACGGCUCUGGCUAUCGAAGGGAACUUGAUUUCCAUUCUUGGAGACUAG